Messenger RNA from Talaromyces marneffei, 870 nucleotides. RefSeq lists its product as uncharacterized. The record is from RefSeq and is a predicted model, not a curated record. The transcript has a single exon. Bases 1 to 870 code for a protein of 289 amino acids. Gene Ontology annotation, biological process: xylan catabolic process. Gene Ontology annotation, cellular component: extracellular region. Gene Ontology annotation, molecular function: hydrolase activity, hydrolyzing O-glycosyl compounds; cellulose binding. Lineage: Eukaryota; Fungi; Ascomycota; Eurotiomycetes; Eurotiales; Trichocomaceae.
AUGGUUGCUUUCUCUACCCUACUUGCCGCUUUCGCGGCAUUUGUCCCCUCAUUAGCUGCUCCUGCUCCUGCAGUCCCUAUCGAGAGGGAUGUUGCACUCUCUGAGCGUGGUCCUCAUGACUUCAUUCUCGGAGCCGAGAACCGUCUCGGUCGUCGUAGCGCUAUCAACUACAACCAAGACUAUACCACCGGUGGAAGCGUGAACUACUCGCCUUCCAGCACUGGCUUCUCUGUCAAUUGGAGCAACGCAAACGAUUUCGUUGUAGGUGUCGGUUGGCAAACCGGAACGACCAGCCCAAUUACGUUUGGCGGUUCCUUCUCCGUCAGCGGUGGCACCGGUCUCCUCACUGUCUACGGUUGGACUACUAAUCCUCUUGUUGAGUACUAUGUUAUGGAGGAUUACAGCAAUCCUCCCACCCAGGGCACAAUCAAGGGAACUUUCACCAGCGACGGAUCUACGUACACCGUCUGGGAGAACACACGCACGAAUGAACCUUCGAUUGUUGGCACUGCGACCUUCAACCAGUACAUAUCCAUCCGGAGCUCUACCCGAACCAGCGGCACUGUCACCAUUCAAAAUCACUUCCAGGAAUGGGCAUCUCUUGGAAUGAAUUUGGGCACAAUGAAUUACCAGGUCAUGGCUGUUGAAGGCUGGAGCAGCAGCGGUUCUGCUUCGCAGUCUGUUAGCAACACAGGUAGCGGCUCUACUAACGGCACCACUGGUACUGGAGGUGGUAAUGGGGGUGGUAAUGGGGGCGGUUCGGUUGCCCAAUGGGGACAGUGUGGUGGACAGGGUUGGACCGGUGCAACGGCGUGUGUCAGCCCAUACAAGUGCACUGUGAUCAACCCUUACUACUCCCAAUGUUUGUAA